GGUAGUGGAAAAACCCUCGUGUUUGUUCUUCCUCUCAUAAUGUUCUGUCUGGAGCAGGAAGUGGGGAUGCCCUUCAUAUCGAAUGAGGGCCCUUAUGGCCUCAUAAUCUGUCCCUCUCGAGAACUCGCCAAACAGACUUUCGACAUCGUUCAGCACUACACGAACAGCCUCAGGGCCGAGGGCUGCCCUGAGAUCAGGUGUUGUCUGGCUAUCGGUGGAGUUCCACCUGCUGAGUCCUUGAAGAUCAUCGGCAGAGGAGUCCACAUCAUGGUGGCGACUCCAGGAAGACUUAUGGAUAUGUUGGGAAAGAAGACUGUCAAGUUGGACGUAUGCAGGUACCUUUGUAUGGAUGAGGCUGACAGGAUGAUUGACAUGGGAUUUGAGGAGGACGUCAGAACAAUUUUCUCGUUCUUCCGGGGACAGAGACAGACGCUUCUGUUCUCGGCGACGAUGCCCAAGAAGAUUCAGAAUUUUGCUAGAUCUGCUCUUGUUAAACCUGUGACUAUCAACGUGGGGAGGGCUGGGGCUGCGUCGAUGAACGUCAUCCAGGAGGUAGACUACGUCAAGCAGGAAGCGAAGAUUGUGUAUCUACUGGAAUGUCUGCAGAAGACACCGCCACCAGUGCUGAUUUUUGCGGAGAAGAAACAAGACGUCGACGCCAUUCAUGAGUAUCUUCUGUUGAAGGGGGUGGAGGCUGUUGCAAUUCAUGGAGGAAAAGAUCAGGAGGAGAGAUCGAGGUCUGUGGAGGCCUUUAGAAAGGCCAAGAAGGAUGUUCUCGUUGCCACUGACGUCGCCUCCAAGGGUCUCGACUUUGCUGACGUCCAGCAUGUCAUUAAUUACGAUAUGCCUGAUGAUGUGGAGAAUUAUGUACAUCGCAUUGGACGUACUGGACGCUCCGGGAAGACUGGAAUUGCCACGACGUUCAUCAAUAAAUCGAAUGAUGAGUCUGUUCUUCUUGAUCUCAAGCAUCUGCUCAUGGAAGCCAAGCAGAAGGUUCCACCGUUUCUACUCGAACUCUGCUCGGAGAACGAAAAGUAUCUCAACCUUGGUGACGAGAGGGGCUGCAGUUAUUGCGGUGGACUUGGACACAGGAUCACUGAGUGUCCCAAACUCGAGGCCAUUCAGAAUAAACAGGCUUCCAAUAUUGGACGCAGGGAUUAUCUCGCUAGUAAUGCUGCGGAUUAUUAGGGGUUUCAUAAGCUCACUCCUAUUGGAUUAACGAUCAUUGGGAUUCGAUUAUUUAUUUUCCUAAAAAAAAAUAAAAUGCAUUUGAUGAGAAAUAUCAAAUUGUAAAAUCUGAGAGGAAUUUAGAAUAUUGAAUAAAUUCUUAUUACACAGAUAUAUCAAUGAACAAUGAUUUAAUUUACCUCAUUAAUACGUAAUGUUAUUUAUACAAAGCCCGUGCAAAAAUACAGCCAAACAAUUCUUUUACAUAUGUAUAUUGUUGUAUGUAUUAAUAUAUAAUCUGCAUUUUGUUGAUAGUUAUUGUUUCUCUCGGGUCAUGAAGAUUUGGACGAAAACACUUUUGAUGUUGGAAGCAGUUCUAUGUACAUUUUUUUCCACGUAAAAACAAUUCAGUUCCUAAAUUAUUGCACAUACUGCGUUACUUUUGUUCUAGUUCGUAUUUACACAGUUGAGGAUUCAAAUAGGUAAAAUAGACUUAACGUUAACUCAUUAACUAGUACAAUUCCCUGGUUAUCGAUAUUCCCGCUGCAUCCCUAGACAGCUUCGAGUGAAAAGCGUAUCAAAGCAUUUUUACACGUCAGAAUAGUCCCGAAUUCUCACCUCGGCAGUGCGUGGAGUAGUUAAAGUAUUUAAUAUAUUUUGCGUUGGCACAUAUCACAAUAAUUAACACGUUUCAUCUCGUUAGGAAUUCAUUUCAGGAGCAGAGAAGUAAAUAAUUGCAACUCGACUUUCUCUAGUCGAGUUUUUGAGAAAUAACUCGGAAUCUAUCAGAGAGAACGGAAUAUUUCUCAGAACAUUUUGUUAUUGAAUGUUGCCUCUCUCAGACGAUUCAGAGAUAGCUUUACUUCUUCGCUGCUGAUUCAAGGAGUUCUCGCCGAUGUCUUCUAAUUUUUCAUGUUUUUUUUUUUUAAUUUUUGAGAGAGCGUGGAUCAGAUUGACUUGAAAAAAAUACUGUUUUUUACAGUGACCCUUCAAAAUUCAUCGAAAUCCUUCAUUUCAUGCCCCUUUUAUGUCCUUUUUGUGUUCUUCUCGCGUCCCGAUUAUUUCAAAUUCUAUUGCUCUACUGUAACAUUUGAAUAAAUUUUCAAGGUACUUAGACGAUUUCAACGAAGAGUGACCCUUACUCAUUUAUUAAAGUUUUUUUAAUUUUUGCGAAAGUUUACUGAGAACAUAGGAAUAUUUUUCCACGACAAUAAA
Messenger RNA from Fopius arisanus, 2382 nucleotides. RefSeq names its product ATP-dependent RNA helicase abstrakt (gene abs). Lineage: Eukaryota; Metazoa; Arthropoda; Insecta; Hymenoptera; Braconidae. The record is from RefSeq and is a predicted model, not a curated record. Gene Ontology annotation, biological process: mRNA splicing, via spliceosome. Gene Ontology annotation, molecular function: RNA binding; ATP binding; RNA helicase activity. The transcript has a single exon. The annotation marks the transcript as partial. Gene Ontology annotation, cellular component: spliceosomal complex.